This is a messenger RNA of Strongylus vulgaris, 663 nucleotides long. The record is from the annotation of a GenBank genome assembly. NCBI's taxonomy places the organism in Eukaryota, Metazoa, Nematoda, Chromadorea, Rhabditida, Strongylidae.
GUUGAAGGUUCAUCGCUUAUUGGAGAAGUGUGUUCCUUCAACACAGACUGUCAACGAGGGAUGUUCUGCGGCGGAGGAAAAUGUCAAUGCUUGUCCAAUUUUGUCUCAUUUGAAAAACAUUGUUGGCCUAGUAAGAUCCAAAAAGUCAAUCCGGGGGAACCUGGCUGUGUCGAUGCAAGACAAUGUGAUGCAGUUUGGCCGGAAGCCACUUGCUCCAUUUCGGGAGUUUGCGAGUGCCCGGAAAAUACAGUGCCGAGUAAAACAAGGGAUGGAACAGUAUGCGUUUCCUCGUUGAUUCCUCCCUCCUGCCCUUUGCCGGAACCUCAUGAUGGCACUCCAAACCCAGCUUCAGUGCUAGUUAAUUCCAUUUCUCACCCACUUAGCCCUGACAGUUACAUGCCUAUACUUUGCACUUCUUCCUCUCUGGAAACGAGAACAUCAAAUAGAGGCGAUGGUUCUACAUGGUGCGUCUACCCAGAUGGUGACAAUGAUAUCUUUAUCGCAGACAUCUAUGACUGCAUCGUGCAUCCACAGAUCAAAAACGAGUUCUUCCCUGAGUAUCAUACUUCAGUCAAUGGGAUAUGCUGUCCAAACAGAGGUAAUGUAGAGUUUUAUAACUCAGGCAGCUAUGAUAUAGUAGAUAAAAUGGUUCUGGUCAACUAA